CCGGCGCAUGCGCACCGAGGGCGGCCUGGUCGUCGUCGGCUGCGGUAGCUGAGGAGCCCGGCGGCGGCGACGGCGGCGCGAGCGCCCGGCCCGGCCCGCCCUUCGCCUCCCGGCUUCGACUUCCCUCGAUUGGGCGCGCCCCGGACGCGCCUCAGCCCUCCCGAUCCCUCGCAUCCCGGCCUUGGCCGCCCGCCUCCGCCGCCGCAAUGAUGAUGAUGGCGCUGAGCAAGACCUUCGGGCAAAAGCCCGUCAAGUUCCAGCUAGAGGACGACGGCGAGUUCUACAUGAUCGGCUCCGAGGUGGGAAACUACCUCCGUAUGUUCCGAGGUUCUCUGUACAAGAGAUACCCCUCACUCUGGAGGCGACUAGCCACUGUGGAAGAGAGGAAGAAAAUAGUUGCAUCGUCACAUGGUAAAAAAACAAAACCUAACACUAAGGAUCAUGGAUACACAACCCUGGCCACCAGCGUGACUCUGUUAAAAGCCUCAGAGGUAGAAGAGAUUCUGGACGGCAAUGACGAGAAGUAUAAGGCCGUGUCCAUCAGCACGGAGCCCCCCACCUACCUCAGGGAACAGAAAGCAAAGAGGAACAGUCAGUGGGUGCCCACCCUGCCCAACAGCUCCCACCACCUAGAUGCUGUACCGUGCUCCACGACCAUCAACAGGAACCGCAUGGGCCGCGACAAGAAGAGAACCUUCCCUCUCUGCUUUGAUGACCACGACCCAGCAGUGAUCCACGAGAAUGCGUCCCAGCCUGAGGUGCUGGUCCCCAUCCGGCUGGACAUGGAGAUUGAUGGGCAGAAGCUAAGGGAUGCCUUUACCUGGAAUAUGAAUGAGAAGCUGAUGACUCCCGAGAUGUUUUCAGAAAUCCUCUGUGAUGAUCUAGAUUUGAACCCAUUGACGUUCGUGCCAGCUAUCGCCUCUGCCAUCAGACAGCAGAUUGAGUCCUAUCCCACGGACAGCAUCCUGGAGGACCAGUCAGAUCAGCGUGUUAUCAUCAAGCUGAACAUCCAUGUGGGGAACAUCUCCCUGGUGGACCAGUUUGAGUGGGACAUGUCAGAGAAGGAGAACUCGCCCGAGAAGUUCGCCCUGAAGCUGUGCUCGGAACUGGGACUAGGCGGGGAGUUUGUCACCACCAUCGCCUACAGCAUUCGAGGACAGCUGAGUUGGCAUCAGAAGACCUACGCCUUCAGUGAGAACCCCCUGCCCACGGUGGAGAUUGCUAUCCGGAACACAGGGGAUGCUGACCAGUGGUGCCCGCUGCUGGAGACCCUGACGGAUGCCGAGAUGGAAAAGAAGAUCCGUGACCAGGACAGGAACACGAGGCGUAUGCGGCGUCUCGCCAACACUGCCCCAGCCUGGUAACCGGCCCAUCAGUGCUCGGCUCCCACACAGCGUUCAGAAGACCAACCUGCCUCUCCAUCUUCUGGCAAAGAGGGAGGCGAGGGGCAGCCCAGGGCCAUCUGAGGAGCAUGGGCAGCGGGGAGGCUUCCGGGUCACCCUCCCCCAGCACACUUCCAUUGGCUGAGCCCUGGUCCCCGCCCCCACCUCUGAUCAGGAAGAGGCUUCACUCUGGGUUGUUUUGUUUUUGCAUAGGAGCCCCAGGAAGGGCUAGCAACACUUUUUAAAUAAAAGGCAACCGGUCGUG
Messenger RNA from Eptesicus fuscus (big brown bat), 1647 nucleotides. It is a transcript of the gene SMARCB1, whose product is annotated as SWI/SNF related, matrix associated, actin dependent regulator of chromatin, subfamily b, member 1. The transcript has 9 exons. Gene Ontology annotation, molecular function: transcription coregulator activity. Gene Ontology annotation, biological process: chromatin remodeling; regulation of transcription by RNA polymerase II. Gene Ontology annotation, cellular component: nucleus; nuclear chromosome. Bases 207 to 1364 code for a protein of 385 amino acids. The record is from RefSeq and is a predicted model, not a curated record. Lineage: Eukaryota; Metazoa; Chordata; Mammalia; Chiroptera; Vespertilionidae.